This is a messenger RNA of Rhizopus microsporus ATCC 52813, 1295 nucleotides long. RefSeq names its product HIT-like protein. Gene Ontology annotation, cellular component: P-body; nucleus. NCBI's taxonomy places the organism in Eukaryota, Fungi, Mucoromycota, Mucoromycetes, Mucorales, Rhizopodaceae. The record is from RefSeq and is a predicted model, not a curated record. Gene Ontology annotation, molecular function: hydrolase activity; RNA 7-methylguanosine cap binding. Bases 173 to 1036 code for a protein of 287 amino acids. Gene Ontology annotation, biological process: deadenylation-dependent decapping of nuclear-transcribed mRNA. The transcript has a single exon.
AAAAUCACACAUAUAAAUAGAAAGAAAGAAGAAGAGAGAGAGAGAGAGAAAGAGAAUAGGCUGACUUCCUAAUGUAUGCCAAAAUAUAAACUAUUUGGUCAAAAUACAGUAUUUCGCAUUUUAUUGGCUAAAAUAUGUAUAAGCACCUUUUUUCCCUCUCUUUUUUUCUUUUAUGGACCGUCUUCUUUCUCAAUUCCAAUUUGAACGUGUACUCUCAAACGACCCACGUACCAAACAUAUUUAUAUUUUGGGCCAUGUCGAUAACCAACACUGCAUUCUAUCUUUUGAAAAGACACCGUUUGAAGACAACCAAGUAAAUAAACUGCCUCAAACAUUGGUUGACAUUGAUCAGCAUGUCGAAAACCACAUUUAUAGUUGGGGAAUAGGUCAACUGCUCAAAAGUGAUUUACACAUCAAGUCAAUUUACCCAGCAACAGAUCUUCAUAUUGCCAAAUACGAAGCACAGACUCGUGUCAUGAUUGUUGAGACUCCCACAGACUAUGAGAGGAUCACGUUACCUUACAUCAAAGAUAUCCCUCCUAGUCGAACUCAGUGGGUCAAAAACAUCUUGGAGGGUAAAUCCGAGGCUGAUCGAGUCAUUUAUCAGAACAAGGAUCCACAGACAGGAUUUAUCAUUCUGCCGGAUAUGAAAUGGGAUGGAAGUCAAGAGAACUUGUAUUGGGUGGCAAUUGCCCAGGCAGACAUUUUAUCCCUAAGAUCACUCACGAGAGACCAUCUGCCACUGCUGAAAAAGAUACGUCAAGUAAGCUAUGAACUGAUCAAAGAAAAGGCUCAGUUAGAGGCAAACCAAGUACGUCUGUUUGUGCACUAUCAACCCUCUUAUUAUCACUUUCACGUACAUAUUACUGCCAUCACGUUUAUAGAUGCACCAGGGAUUAUGAGCGGACAAGCUCACUUGUUAGAUACGAUUAUUGAUAAUUUAGAACAUUAUCCCCAGUAUUAUCAGUUGGCUUCGAUACCCUUUCUGAUAGGAGAAAAUCAUCCAUUGACUGAAAAGUACAAACAUCGGCAUUAAAAUUUAUGUGUAAUAAAAAAUAAAAUACUCCCUUUUCUCUUUUUCUCUCUUUUUCUUCUUUAAAAAAAGAGAGAGAGAGAUGAACCAACAGAAUCCAAUGUUAAUCAAAAACUCAAAGGAUAUUAUUCAAGUAUUAAUCAUCAUAUUUAUCGAUUAUUUAUAUCGGUUAUUCAUUCUGGCGCCAAUUUCAACUAUUAAAAACUAUUCAAAGCAUCCUAUCUCGAUGACACUCUUAUUCCUAUUCUUAUUCCCAUUCUAU